This is a messenger RNA of Portunus trituberculatus (swimming crab), 2716 nucleotides long. Its product is annotated as autophagy-related protein 13-like. Gene Ontology annotation, biological process: autophagosome assembly; mitophagy; protein localization to phagophore assembly site. Gene Ontology annotation, cellular component: Atg1/ULK1 kinase complex; extrinsic component of membrane; cytosol. The record is from RefSeq and is a predicted model, not a curated record. Bases 888 to 2264 code for a protein of 458 amino acids. Lineage: Eukaryota; Metazoa; Arthropoda; Malacostraca; Decapoda; Portunidae. The transcript has 10 exons.
AGAGUGAGUGACCCUAUCAUACUUUGGCAUCAGUACCAUCAUCACAUGAGUGCCUCGUGUCCUGCGCAGUGGGUGCCAAUGGAUGCCAAAAGCAAGAUCAAGAUGUAAACACACAGGUGCCAGGGCUGCCAUAAGCUGCCAGGGGUCGCUUGCCCCCCGCUGGGAACAGGAAGCAUAACACUCUUUUCCCACCUGUACUCAGGCCUAAUUAUCGCUCCUAUUAGCGCCACCUGCCUUAUCUGGUUAUCAAUACACCAAGAUCUACAGUGCGUAGUGACAUUUUGGCUUGGUUUUGGGGAGAAGUGCUGGUGAAGUGACGUGUGAGGUUCGUCUAGUCAUCAGCUGGACCCGAAGAUUCACCACGAAGCCUCACCACGAAGCCUCACCAACUCUUGCCCUUAUUAACCCCCCUACGCUACUCAUCCACCAAUACACCACCAGCUGUUGUGUUUAGUGCUGUUUUGGGCUUGUUUUGGGCGAGGUGCUGGUGUGUUGAUGUGAGCCUCGCCCACACCACACACUCAGCUGUUCUGCCCCCAUAGCACUCUCCUCUCCCAGCCCCUGACCUCACCCACGCCUCGCAGCCCCUCAGGUCCUCGCCUCGCCCACCCCAGGAACCCCAAGAUGCAGUGGAAGCUUCCUGCCUCCGCAGCUGUUGUAGUGUGAUCUCAGGCUGACGCUGGCCGUAACGGUAAACAAACGUUCGACAUAAGGAAAAGCACGCCAAACGUUCAUCUGGCACCUAGGAACUGGUCUCAUAAGUGCUUCAGGCUGGGGGGCUGCCGAGACCCCCCCUCAGGAGAGAUGUCUUUACCACCCCCCUGCCAUCACUCUUAUUGCAACACCUGUACACUGUGAGGCUAAGGCAGAGGCCCAGAGUAGUCCUAAUGUCACGAUCACUAAGCCCCGAGGACCGGCGGGAGCUGGGCCGCCUCACCAAGAUCCUGACGCAGAAGGUGGUGCAGGUGGUGGUGCAGAGCCGGCUUGGGGAGAAAGCACACACCAGGUCCAAGUCACCAGUGCAGGGGUCAGAUUGGUUCAACCUUGGCAUUGAGGACAUAGGGGAAAUACAGCAGGAGACCAAGAAGGGACUCGGGGGACACCUUCCGGAAAAGGGCAAACCGCUGGUAGUGGAGAUUAUGCUUAGGACACCCACUCUGGAUAGUCUAGUGCUGGAACUUUGGACACUGACUGUGCUGGACGCCUGUGACACUUCCCCAGCACGCAUCAACCCUACCAUAUACAAUAGGAUGACGGUACUGCUCAAGUCCCUCCUCUCCGUGACACGCAUCACUCCCGCCUACAAGCUUGCAUUCCGUCAGGGCCCCGACUCCUUCAUCAUCUGCUACAGAGUGUACCUCGGAGACCCGGACUAUGAGUGUCUCGGGGAGAAUUCAGUUCAGGCUCGGCUAGGUCAGGUCACCACACCAGAGUCGACGCUGCUGCUGUGUGUGUCAUACCGCACCCAAAUCACCCUGGCACCGCCCGUCCGGAGCCCCGUGCACGACCCCAUCAUGCUGAAGAGCGACCACUUCAAGCCAGAGAUCUCCCCAAGGCACUGCAGAAGGGCCGCUGAUCGGGGAACAGACAGCUCUGAGGCAACACAGACCUCAGACGAGAGCCAAGAUGCAUGUCGGCUCUUCACCACCUCUCCUCCCGACCACCCGUCAACCCCACGCUCCAGAACCAGCAGGUGGGUGGCUCAGCCUGACCACACUGCCCUAGUUGAGAGCAGCUGCCGAGGACAUUCACAGCAGCAGCCGGAACGCAAGAUAUCAGUGGCCUUUGUGGACGCCAAACCUCCCAAGCCUGAUGAUUUCUUCCUCCCGGACAUCCCAUUUUCUAAUCUGCUCACCUCAACUGUGGAGGUGCAGGGAAAGGGGGAGAGGGAGGCUGCAGCACCUCAGACACAGGAGAAGGGUGCAGGUGGAGUAGCCACAGUGGAGGGAGGGGAGAAGGUGGCCAUGACAGGCUCGGACGGUUCGCACAAAUCCACCGCCUCAGCUCAACUCAAGGAGGAAGCGGACUUUGUUAUGGUGGAGUUGAAAACUCCCUUCGCUGGAAUGCAGGAUGCUGGAAAUGACCUUGGUACCUUUUACCGUGAGUGCCAGAAUGCUCCACAGCUGCGCAUGUUUGCCGACACACCCGAGGACGAGAUAAGCGACUUGACCGAGCAGCUUUUGACCUUUGAGGGAUACGUGGAUGACUACAACGAGCUGGUGCGUUCCUUACACUCUGAAGAAAGCCCAGGCAGCUCUCAGUGAUCCCCUGGGAAGAGUCAUCACUGCUCGUCCUCUCACUCUCCUGUUGUAGCCUUGUGUUUAGUUCAGUGAGACAGCUAAUGAUUUGUGUUCAGACUCCAAAGAAAUGGUACUGCUGUAUGUGUUCUCUUGUGCUCAUGUUGUCUUUUCACUGCACAAGGAAAGAAUUUUAGUGAUUGGUUGCACUGUGCUUGUCUCCUGUUGCACCAGAGAGAGUGAGUGUGAGUCAGGAGCCACAAGUCAAGGCUUAAAAAUUGCCUUUUAAUUUUCUUUUCUGGCUGUAUUAAGUUUACAGGUAAAUAAGUUUUGUGUAGCAAAGUCCAAACUGAGUGUUCCUGAGAAGGGCAUAGUGUGUGUGUGUGUGUGUGUGUGUGUGUGUGUGUGUGUGUGUGUGUGUGUGUGUGUGUGUGAUUCACCUCGGUCACCUGCUGGUCACCCAGCUAGUCUUUCCCCAU